AUGGAUUCCUUUCCCGAAGCAAUUGUCAACAGAAUUGUGUUCUGGCUAACUGAUGGUCUGUUGAACUUAGACCUGGCAGCCGAUAAGGAGAAGUUCCCCAGAGAUGAUAAGCCAGCCCUUCUGUUUUCAGCGAACUCGUUUAAGUUCGAUAACUAUAACGAUGUUCUACUGCUAUCAUCUACAUGCAAGCGGCUACGUCAGCUCUGUGGCCCAGGGCUCUUCAGUUUCUUGAGUUUGGUCCGGAUCUCAGAAAUGGACUCCAUUCUUAACUAUCCGAAACGAAUGGACAAAUUCAGUGACCCUAUGGGCCUCCGACGGGCUUACAUGAAAGAAGUGUUAGAAACAAGCUUUACAUUCUGUGGUUAUGCCGAGGAGGCUCGACGUAGCUUCCUGUCUCCACAAAAGCUAGACUCUUCUCUCUAUGAGCAUGAUUUGAGCAUCAAUAACUACGUGACACAUCUUGAAGCAUCAAAUGACGUUCUAAAAUGUGGCGAGUUAGCAAAAUUUCCGAGACUUAAGCACCUCAAGCUUCUUGAUCAGGCGCUUGAAGUAGACGAUACUAAGACCAGCAUUGCUGUUUGCCCAAGCUUGAAUUCACUUUCCAUUCAUUUCAGCUCUUUGCUUCAUUCCAAUGGGCUCAUGCAAUUGGUUCCUCAAUUAACGAGAUUGGAUAUAAUAUGUGACUUUAAUUCCCUUGAUCCAUCAAACAGCUUUGGGAAAGUCAUCGAUACCCUCCAAGCGACUCAAUUGCAUUUAAAGCAACUCAAUUUGUUCGUAAAUGAACCCAGAGUUCUUCUAUAUGAGGACUUUCUCGCCUUUUUGGACUUUAUCCUCUCUGAUUCUCCUUUGGAAUCGCUAUCUAUACGCUUGACCAGAAGACAGACGUCUGGAACACGAUAUUGGACCAUUGUAUCAUCUUUUAGUGGACCUUUGCUCCUUGAUAUCCUAUCUAAGGGCACCUUCCUCGCCGAUGUCAUCACUGAUUUCAACAUCAUUCAGCCGCUUGAAUUCCCUGAGGAAUAUGAGGUUAGUAAGCGGGCCGGGAAACUUCCAGCAAGAGUAGGCUUCACGCUUGUUGACUACAGUCUUAAUGUCCCAAAGCUUUUGUUCAACCCUCGGAAAAUUGUGGCUAACAUCGUCGGUUGCAUAAAUGCUACUCAAGUCAGUUUCGUUUACGGGGAAGUGAUUGACAACGCCCAUCUACAUGCAAUUGGCCUAAUGAGUAACCUUUUGAUAUACAUCGGAACUGGAAGUAGUGCCGAAGACCCUUAUUGUGGUGUCAAAGUCGUUACUUUAGAGAAAGCCUGGUCAAUGGCUGACGAUACUCUAGUGAGGAGCCAUUGCGAAAGGAUGGUUGAUGACUGGGACGCAGCUCCAGCUGGAAGCGCCACCAGAAGCGACAUGAAACGGCAGAUUACUGCUAUAUCAAGAGCCCAACAAUACGAAUUCAGUUCACCUCGCUACCGGCGUCGUGAAAACUACGUUGUCAUUCCACAGCCAUGUGUCUUGUCUAGAGGUGGAGGAGUACCCAUCAUGCUCCCUAUACAAAAAGGAAGAGUACCACCUGAUACAUUUUCCACAGUUGAAAGCUCUUUAAGAGAUAUGGAGCAUUACUGUUUUCACGAUAAGGCGCUCAACGUUCCAGCUCAAGACUUUAUCAACGCCUACGCUCAGUUCUUGCAGCGUCAAGGUAAGUUGGAGGUUCCAGGUUACGUUGAACUUGUCAAGACCUCCGCCGGUAACGAGUUGCCACCCCAGGAAUCCGAGACCUGGUUCUACAAGAGAGCUGCUUCUGCUGCCAGACACAUUUACUUGAGAAAGCACGUUGGUGUCGGUAAGUUGAACAAGUUGUACGGUGGUGCUAUCAACAGAGGUUUCAGACCACACAAGCACGCUGACGCUUCCGGCUCUGUCAACAGAAAGGUUGUUCAGGCCUUGGAGAAGAUUGGCGUUGUUGAGAUUUCUCCAAAGGGUGGCAGAAAGAUCUCUGAAAACGGUCAGAGAGACUUGGACCGUAUUGCUGCUCAGACUUUGGAAGAAGAUGACGAGUAA
Candidozyma haemuli is the source of this 2052-nucleotide messenger RNA. RefSeq names its product 40S ribosomal eS19 domain-containing protein. The coding region runs from base 1 to 2052 and encodes 683 amino acids. Lineage: Eukaryota; Fungi; Ascomycota; Pichiomycetes; Serinales; Metschnikowiaceae. Gene Ontology annotation, molecular function: structural constituent of ribosome; RNA binding. The transcript has 2 exons. The record is from RefSeq and is a predicted model, not a curated record. Gene Ontology annotation, cellular component: cytosolic small ribosomal subunit; ribosome. Gene Ontology annotation, biological process: ribosomal small subunit assembly; translation.